AGUACGAGUACUACCGACCACGCCAAAAAGGAUAAAAGUCAAGAAUUCCAAGGGAUGGCUCCGUUAGAAGAUAAGGGUGCUCGCGAUGGUCAGUCCACUAUAAGGGGAGUCCAGAGCAAAGUAACAGAACAAGCAAUACGUCGAGAACGAGAUGAUGGAACAACAGGAGUAAAGACCAUCACUUCAUCGUCCACUGCGAAAAUGGAGCAGGAGCAGGACGAGCAAGAAGCCUCAAUAAGAACGCCAGCAGAUGAAGAAGCGCUAGAGCAGGAAGACAGGGAGUGCGAGCAACAGUUUCUCGAUGCAAUUUUACGGCUUGUCUCUUUUUCCUUGAUAAGAAUUAGAAUAAACAAAGCACUCAUCCAUGACCUCCACCUUGUUUGAGAUUGAGAGGACCCCCUCAUCCUCCAUGAUCUACGUUUGCUCAGAAAUACAGUUUUGGUUGCAUUUCAAUGAAUACGAAUCUCUUGUGGGUCGUCAAGUGAUGAGUUCUUGUAAUGAGUAAUAAUUGCAAUCUUCUUCUUCGCUUACUUGUAGUCUUACAUCACUCGAGAUCAUCAAUUAGACGAGCAUCGAGCUUCUAUUCUAAGAAUUGGAAGCUUUCCUGCCUUACGAAAACUACGCUUAUUGAUCGCUACAGGAGGUCAAGAUUUCCGCACGGCGUUGAUAAGUUUGAGUGGAUCCAUGGAUACCGCCCAAAAGGCAGCAGAUGAGACGUGGUUCGAGGAGGUUAAGCGUCGACUCGAGAACCAUAAUAAAAGCACGAUCGAACGAGGCAACAACAGCAAGAUUGAAAAUAUGCGAAAAGAGGGUGAGGGCGUAAUGAAAUUGAAGAGUGGAGCUAACGAAGUGGACCUGGACGCUGCUAGUGCUUUCGUGAAGAUGAUUUUACCUGAAGAAGAAAAAUUGUCGCAGCAGCUGACCAGGAGCGAAACUUCCGCAAAUGGCGCUGGUGCUAAAAUAAAGGCUUACAACACCAUGAUCACCGCGACGAAAAUGAAGGGCCUGGUAAAGGAUUUUUCUGGAAAAGCUGCUGGAUCAGACGAAGCUGUCGAAUUUCACAUUCCGUUGCGAGGAGAAAGACGAAUAAAAAAGAGGAAGCGCCGCGCACACGACGACCUUGAGGACGCGCUUGUUGAUCAAGGCCAAAGCGUUGACCACUUUAAAACUACCUCGAGCUCCAAGAGAAAUAGAAAGCAUAGCAAAGAAAAGAGUAAGGAGAAGAAGCGACGGCGUGUUGAUCGGGGACUCCGUGAAAUCCGCGAGCGAUCAGCGAUUCGUGAGGAUUUAGCUGUCAUUGAGCGAAUGAAUCGGCAUAAUCAAGUGAGCUCGAUGCGUUCGAGUAGAGCUCCUUUUGGCGCAGCAGCUGAUGAGGUAGAUGAUGACGAUCUUAUGUUUAGCUACGGACGAGGUCGAGGAGCGCGGGCGGGGCAACCUGGUGCGGCGGGCAACAAUGUUGACCUCUUGGCGUUUGGAAGGAAUCUAGGUGCGAAUCCGUCCGAUUUGGUAGAGAAUGUGGCUGUCGGAUGUUUUGAUGCCUGCUUCACAUCAACCGCUGGAACCACUCAGCAUCAGGGCGAGUAUGGAGGCAGUGGCACUGCAAUCUCUCGACAAAGUCGACAGCAUUCAAGGAACGUUUCAAAGACGUCCUCUGGCGGUGGCGGACGCGCUGCGCGUAGAGCACACAGGCAGCAGUUGCGAGCAGAGGCACAUAUGUUUGAGAAUGAGGACGAGCAACACUAUGCCGAUGUGGCUGGUGACCUCACGGCUGCCGAAGAGGCUGUUACUGGUGGAUCAAUAAUACCUUCCAGAAAUAACGCCGCCGGCACAGCAGAUGAUCUUGUUAGGCAAGAAGAAGAGCAGAAGAGGGCACAGAGACUCAGACGAAAAAAGAUCCUUGGUUUCCUUGACAGCGAUGACGAGGAUUAGCCUUUUUCAUAAAAGUAGUAGAGCUAGAGUUCACGGGUAACACAUUCCAAAGAAACAAACGUAGUGUUUAUUUGAUUUUCAUGAUCACGUUUGUCUUGUUGGCUUAAAAGAUGCUAUUGUAUCUCAUGCUGUUUCCGUGCGUACUUAUGCGGGGGGCUUGGACACGGAGCAUAUUUAUUAUAUUUAGACCGAGGCAAACCGCGUUUUGAAGCAUCGUGACUGACAACCAACAAGUUGGAUCCAAAAUUGUACUUCUGACUUCAAAUCACUGUUUCAGUUGUUGUAACUUGUUAAAACUGACACUUCUUCCUGAAGUUCAAUAAUCCUUUACCCUCAUUUCUCUGGCUCUGUCGUGAAUUUUGCCAGGUGCGCUGCUGAAGAGCCUCGAUGCUUGCCGUGGCACAUUUUCGUUGGAGGAGAAUAUGAGUCCUCAACUGUAAUUCUUGCAAAACACAACGUAAACAAGGAUCGAGAACUCAAGGCGACUCGGGCUGCUAAGAUGAUGAAAAAGGAAUUCUAAUGAACGUGGGGACGCGGC
This is a messenger RNA of Amoebophrya sp. A25, 2467 nucleotides long. NCBI's taxonomy places the organism in Eukaryota, Dinophyceae, Syndiniales, Amoebophryaceae. The record is from the annotation of a GenBank genome assembly.